Misgurnus anguillicaudatus (oriental weatherfish) is the source of this 891-nucleotide messenger RNA. It is a transcript of the gene abracl, whose product is annotated as ABRA C-terminal like. Gene Ontology annotation, biological process: regulation of actin filament-based process. Lineage: Eukaryota; Metazoa; Chordata; Actinopteri; Cypriniformes; Cobitidae. The record is from RefSeq and is a predicted model, not a curated record.
GCUCAUUUGUAACUAGGUUAAUCCAGAGUGCUUUUCAGCUUGACGUCACACACACACACAGCCAUCUAUGGUAGUGCUUUUCUAUUUCAUUCAACCUACAGAGCGGAGGUAACAAAAGCAUCACAGAGUGCCAAAAUGAAUGUGGAACAUGAAGUUGGUCUUCUUAUUGAUGAAAUUCGUCGACUGGGCAACACAAAUGCAGAUGGCAAGAUCAGCGUCAAAUUUGGAGUCUUGUUUAAUGAUGACCAGUGUGCCAACCUUUUCGAAGCUCUGGUUGGAACACUGAAAGCAGCCAAACGAAAGAAGAUCAUUACAUUUGACGGGGAGCUCUUACUGCAAGGAGUUCAUGAUAAUGUGGAUGUCAUAUUACUGCAGGACUGAAUCUGACUGUCUUUUCUAAAGCCAAGUAAACAGUCUUUUUCAGAUUUCACCACCACCAAGUGAGAGCAAUCUACAUUUUGAUAAGCACAUAUUUGAGAAUGUAACAUUUUUGUACAUUGCAUUGUAAUAUUUUUAUACACCGUUUUUUCUCUCAGGGGAGUGAUUUGCACAACAGUUUUGUAAUGCAGUAAUCUUCCCUGUUUAAUCACGUCCAGUUCAAUAGCCAUAUCAUUAAACCAUAUUACAACAUUGUAGUGUGCAUGAUCAUGUUAAUAACAUUCUGGGACUGGAAUACAUUGUUUUCGAUCUUAUGGAUAUGAAAAUCUGCCGCCAGUUAAUGGUGAUUGUAAAGUCUCUAUUAGAUUAUACCAUUGAUGUGUAAUUUUACCUAUAAUGAUUAUGGCUUACAUAAUUGUCGUCUUUCAAUAGUAAUCAUGGGACAGUUUGUUUGCAAUACCUUUACAAUUACUUCGUUUCCGAUUGUUAUUUGUCACAUUUGUGGAAUAUCAA